GUCACGCGGCAGUCCUGUGACACUGUUUCUGUUGACUUCCAGUUCUGCUUCCACAAAGUACUGAUUUAAGACGACCCGAGGUUUGAACUCUAAUCAAGAAUAACUUAAACCUUUUAAAGUUGUUUGAGAAUGGCUAAAAACGGGGACGACAACGAGAGCACCCCUCUGCUGGACUCUGGGAACAGCAGAGCGUCCCCCCCAUCUAUUUUCGAGGGAAGAAAACUAGCAUGUGCAGCCAUCCUGCUGGCUGAAUCCCUCGAAAGGAUUGCAUUCUAUGGCAUCACGUCCAAUCUGGUCCUUUUCCUCAACAGCAGUCCCUUUUAUUGGGAGGGUACCCAGGCGAGCCAGACACCCCUGAUGUUCAUGGGCGUUACUUACCUGAUUUCACCAUUUGGAGGCUGGUUGGCGGAUGCAUACUUUGGGAAAUUCUGGACAAUUGCUUCAAGUUUGAUCCUAUAUUUUCUUGGCAUGAUGUUUUUCCCUUUUAUUUCUAAUGAUGACACGAGGAUACAACUAUGUGGAGAGGUGUUGGCGUUUCCUGUCCAACCCACUGAGUGUCUGAGCAUGAACACGACCAUUCCAAGCAAUGUCACCUGCCCUAUUCGCACCCCGUACUGUGGCCCAGCAGUUUACGGUGGACUUUUUUUAAUUGCACUCGGUGUGGGUACCGUGAAGUCCAACAUCACUUCCUUUGGGGCGGACCAGGUCAAAGACAGAGGACCGGAGGCCACACGCAGGUUCUUCAACUGGUUCUACUGGUGCAUCAAUUUAGGAGCCAUCCUGUCUCUGGGAGGUGUGGCCUACAUACAGCAGAACCUCAGCUUUGAGCUCGGCUACAUCAUUCCCACGGUGUGCCUCGGGAUCUCCUUCCUGGUCUUCCUCCUGGGCCGUACCGUCUUCAUCACCAAGCCUGCUGACGGCAGCGCCUUCACGGAUAUGUUCAAGAUCCUGACCUCCGCCUGCUGCUCGAAGAAACCAAAGGAGCCGAACCUGCUCCGCAACAAAGCAACCCUGCUCGACGGUGCCAAAGUGACCUAUGGAGGAAAAUAUCCGGAAGAGAAAGUAGAGGAAGUGAAAUCCCUGGUGAAAAUCCUCCCCGUGUUCUUUGCCCUUAUCCCAUACUGGACCGUGUACUUCCAGAUGCAGACAACAUACGUCCUGCAGAGCCUCCAUCUGAGGAUUCCUGACAGUGCCUCAAACAUCUCUGCUGACUCCCACCAGAUGACGUUCCGCUUCCCUGCUGCCUGGCUCACCAUGUUUGACGCAGUGCUCAUCCUCAUGCUGAUUCCCCUAAAGGACAAAGUGGUGGACCCCAUCCUGAAACGCCGUGGCCUGCUGCCCUCCUCUCUGAAGAGGAUUGCAGUGGGGAUGUUCUUUGUUAUGUGGUCGGCCGUGGCAGCGGGUAUUUUGGAGACCAAACGCCUGGAUAUUAUCAAAUCAAGUGGUACCAUAGACCAGGUGUUUGGCAACGUUAUCUACUACGCGGCAGAUUUACCCAUAUGGUGGCAAGUGCCUCAAUACGUGCUGAUAGGAAUCAGCGAAGUGUUUGCCAGCAUUGCAGGUCUGGAGUUUGCAUAUUCUGCAGCCCCCAAGUCCAUGCAGAGCGCCAUCAUGGGGCUCUUCUUUUUCUUCUCUGGGAUUGGCUCCUUCGUGGGCUCCGGUUUGUUGGCUAUUGUCUCCCUCAAGGAGAUUGGCUGGAUGUCAUCCCACAAAGACUUUGGUAAUAUCAACGACUGCUCUCUGCACUACUACUUCUUCCUCCUGGCAGGGAUCCAGGGCGUCACCUUGCUGGUCUUCCUUAUCGUCUCCUUCAAGUACGACAAGCCGAAGGGCAGAGCGGGAAGCCAGAGGCAGAGCCGCGUCUCCUCUUGACCGGCUCACGUCCCCCUCAGCAUUCCUGCCUCCAUCGCUCGUAUCACUCGGUGCCCAAAGACCCUGCUGAAGCGGUACUUAUCGAAUCCUACAAGGGUUUGGUUUACCUCGGUCACAAAUUGCCUGGUCAAAACUGUGUUUCGUAUUUAUGUUUAUUUUAGCUUUUUAAGUGGUGACUCUUUAUCCUGUGUUUUACAACGAUCAUGGUUUUACAUAACUGGAUGACUCCACAGCUACCACUGAAAGUAUAGAGAUUAUGUUGUUUCUACUGUACUCCCUGACUCCUGUGGCCUUUCUUUGAUCAUUUGCACUUGACUUGAGGAGCGGUAGCAUAAAAAUAAGCGAUAUCUAGAUAUUUUCUUAUGACGAAGAAUGCGCAGUAGUUUUUAUAGUUGAAUUUUUUACUGUUUGUGCUCUAACAAAGUUUCAUUUUAGGUCAUUUGCUAACCAUUUAACUGAGUAUUUAAAUGAUUUCUGGACUGAUGUGAAAUGUUGUGCAUUAAAUGUACAGUGUGCAUUAUUUCUUGAUUAUAAUUACCCCUGUUGGGCUUUUCAAGAACUUUAAGUGCCUAUGCAGUUGCAUCAUUGUGAUUGAAUGGGACGUGUUUUUACUGGAGGUGAUUUUAUGUUGUUGCAGAAUGAUUGAUUUUAAUGACAGAAAAGGCCUCUUGUUUGGUGAGACUCCAAAGAAACUCACUUACAAUUAACUUUUCUAUUGUUUCAACUGUAAUUUUGAGAGAAAAUCUCCCACAUUUGUUACCACAUACUGUAAAUCGACAUAAGUCAAAGCUUAUAAAUCCUCUAUUAGUCCUCAAACAGACCCAUACAUGAAUAAUAAUAACGCAUGUUAAAAAGACUCCAUGACUAUGAAGCUUCACAGGAGUUUUUCAUUUCUGGUCAAUCUGCAAAACUGCACGACAAACAACUAAUUAGAAAUGAGCCGUAAGCUUAACAGUCAACCUUGAGUGUAGAGUAGAAUAUCCUCUGCUUUUAAUGCUCCGAUCAUGAUUUAAAAAAGUGCAGACGUAAGAUAUAAAAAUGAAACGUAGCCCAUUCAUAGGGAUAUCUUCUUUAAAGUUCAAAUUCCAUAGCUAAAUAAAGCACAACUUUCACAGUAUUUGUUGUCAGGGACGUUUUACAGUGUUGCCUGUAAUUCUUUAAAAAGAAGCUUCUUUAUUUGUUGUAUUUAUUAGACUGUGAUGCAUUUGUUCAGCUUUAUACUGUUCAGAAGAAAGCUUGUAUGUGAGUAGGUAUAGCACAAGGUACUGAACUAUUUUAUUAAAACAAGAAAACUCAGGGCUCAAGGAAUAGUGUAACGGCACACAUAAAACAAGAAGCACUUUCUUGUGUUUAAUUGGUCAGAUAAUUAGAUUGUCCUUGUUUUAUUGUAUAUUCCAUUCUUUGUCAUUUCAGUUCUCAUCAGAAACAUUUGACAUAUAUUUUGGAAUAAUACUCUGUUUUCAUGAUGCUCCAGAACAGAGAUAUUUGUUGCCAUUAUUAAAGUAUAUUAACUGGA
Messenger RNA from Pseudoliparis swirei, 3388 nucleotides. RefSeq names its product solute carrier family 15 member 4 (gene slc15a4). Gene Ontology annotation, molecular function: methyltransferase activity; 2-oxoglutarate-dependent dioxygenase activity; transmembrane transporter activity. Lineage: Eukaryota; Metazoa; Chordata; Actinopteri; Perciformes; Liparidae. Gene Ontology annotation, biological process: oligopeptide transport; transmembrane transport. The record is from RefSeq and is a predicted model, not a curated record. Gene Ontology annotation, cellular component: membrane. Bases 130 to 1872 code for a protein of 580 amino acids. The transcript is spliced from 9 exons.